UCCUCUGCAAGUACGCUCAUGCCGUCUGGCAGGAUUUCACUCUGCAGUGUUAAACAUGACCAGGAUGAGAAGCUGUAUUAUUUUUAUGUGCAUACUGUCAGCCCUGUCAGUAACUAAGGUCCUGUGUAAGCGCAAAAAAAGACAAGGAUUUUCUACUUUGUAUUCCUUCUUUGGAGUUUCAGAUGAGCUCUGUCUCAACGGAGGAACCUCCAUCCCUUCACUGUUCACUGGUAAUCACAUGUUCUGUCUUUGUCCCGGAGGAUUCAGCGGGACACACUGUGAAACGGUGAACAGGGAGAGAUGCUACGAGGGCGUUGGACUGUACUACAGAGGCACGGUGUCUAAAUCCAUCAGUCAAAGAACAUGUGAGAGCUGGGAUCCAGACACCCGGACGCGUUUCCUGUCUGCAGACCUCUACUCAGGACGGCACAACUACUGCAGAAACCUUGACUACAAACUGCAACCAUGGUGUUAUGUUUGGAAAGACCAGCAGCUGGUGUGGGAAUACUGUGAUAUUCCUCACUGCGGCUUUGUGUCCUUUCCAGCUGCGCCUUCACCUGCACCUACCCAACCCCAAACAGAGCUGACAUGUGGCCAGCGGACCAGAAGAGAGCAGAUGAGGAUUGUGGGGGGAACGGUGGCCACCGUGGAAUCCCACCCGUGGGUUGCUGCCAUAUUCCAGCGUGGCAGAUCCAGGGAGAAGGUUUUCCAGUGCGGGGGCAGUCUGAUCUCCCCCUGCUGGGUCCUCACCGCCGCCCACUGCUUCCCUUCCGGGUCUCAGAGCAAACCGCGGCGCUUCUCAGUCACCCUGGGAAAAAACGCUCUGAAUGACAGCAACCCAUCUGUGGAGCAAACGUUCAGGGUGGAGAGAAUCUUCAUCCAUGAGAGCUUUGACAACAGCGAAGGAAACUUCAAGAAUGACAUUGCGCUGUUGAAACUGAGGGCCAGAGAAGGGAGAUGUGCGGAGGAGAGCAGCUCGGUGAAGACGGUGUGCCUGCCGCCGCCGCAGCACAACCUCCACCCGGGAUUCACCUGCGAGAUCGCCGGCUAUGGGAAAGAGAAACAGGGUCUGUGGUAUAAGUCUCAAUACCUGAGAGAGGCUCAGGUGAACCUCAUCGCUGAUGAAGUGUGUCGACAAAAGGAUCAUUAUGGAAAUAUGAUCACUGAAAACAUGUUCUGUGCUGGCCGUCCAGACUGGAGCCAAGAUGCCUGUGAGGGGGACUCGGGAGGUCCGCUGGUGUGCGAGGUGAGCGGAAGGCUCUUCCUGUUCGGCGUCAUCAGCUGGGGAGACGGCUGCGCCAGGGAAUUGCGCCCUGGUGUUUACACCAGAGUUACAAAUUACAACAAAUGGAUAGAGGAGAAGACGGAGCUGUCCUCCAUCGCUGCUGGAGACAUGUUUCCUCAGAAAUGAUUCUGAGCUGAGAGAAUUCACUUUUAAAGGAGCUUGAGGCCGGAUUGAG
This is a messenger RNA of Cololabis saira (Pacific saury), 1460 nucleotides long. RefSeq names its product urokinase-type plasminogen activator-like. Gene Ontology annotation, biological process: regulation of cell adhesion mediated by integrin; plasminogen activation. The transcript has 11 exons. Bases 56 to 1411 code for a protein of 451 amino acids. The record is from RefSeq and is a predicted model, not a curated record. Gene Ontology annotation, molecular function: serine-type endopeptidase activity. NCBI's taxonomy places the organism in Eukaryota, Metazoa, Chordata, Actinopteri, Beloniformes, Belonidae.